Molecule: messenger RNA, 564 nt
Organism: Talaromyces marneffei
Lineage: Eukaryota; Fungi; Ascomycota; Eurotiomycetes; Eurotiales; Trichocomaceae
Exons: 1
Coding region: 1-564 (187 amino acids)
Source: RefSeq, a predicted model, not a curated record
AUGGAACCAAACACCCAGAGCACUCCUGUCACGCUCCAUCGCAAGCAAUACCUAGCCUUGAGCUUUGCUCCUGCCAAAAGCACCAAUGGUGGUGAGACACAGUGGGACUUUGAUGAUCAAAAUCAAAAGGUGACCAAAGUCACCGAAGAACAGCCCGAAAAUACCCCAUCAAAGCCUUUUGAGAUCCCUGCAGGAAAGUACUUUCUAUCUUUGAAACUCAUCAACGAUGUACCUACGAAUGAUGGGCUCUAUCUGCAUAAAAUGUGGCACAUGGAAUCUGAAUCUGGGCCCCGAAGAGUGGAAGACGGUCAGGUAGCCAAGAUCCGUGCUGUUGGCAAAUUUGAAGGCGAUCUGGGUGAAUAUGAGCCAACAUAUGCAGUUCGUCCAACAAAAACAAAGGUAGUCCGGCUAGGCGAAAUCAAAUUAUCUCUCGGACUUCGUGAAUAUGAAUUGGUGGGCGACAUCCAUUUCUGCUUCAAGCGGGGAUCUGAAGGUGGAUGGCCCUCUAUAUUUCCCUUCAAAAAGCCCUCUGCGAACCUCAAGUAUCAUAUUCUUGUCAAUUAG